UCGUGUGUGUGAUGUGGGUUCUCUAUGGUGAAAAUCAGCUUUGCUCCAGAGCCCCUUCCUAAGCAAAGAAGGAUGACCUCUAAGAUCUUGCUUUGCCUCUCACUGGCUCUCUCCAUCCAGGGUGGAGCCUUGCAACCCGUGCCUGUCCAGCCUCCUCAGGCCUUAUAUGCUGAGGGGUCUACUGCUGUCCUGCAGUGCCCUCUGCAAAGUGGCAGGAUCCAGGACUACCACGCCUUCUGGUUCCAACAAAAGCCCAGCAAAAGCCCAGCCUUCAUCCUGAAGCAUAACAACAAUGGGCAGAUAGAACGAUCCUCUUCAUUUGAUGCACGUUUUGUGCCCAUCCAGGAUACCCAGGCCAAUGCCUACAUCUUGCAGAUCCAGAAGGUGCAAACAGAUGAAAGUGCCACCUAUUUCUGUUUAGCAGAGGCAAAUUAUUUCCAGACAGCUGUCUCAGGGAGUGGAACACAGCUCAGCAUCAAAGGAGGAAAAUCAGCGAAAGCACCAUCAUCAGUCACCCUAUUGUCUGAUCUUUCCCAGAUAUCAGAAUCUCCUGAUAUCCACGCCUUAUGUAUAGUUGAGAAAUUCUACCCAGGCAUAGUAGAGAUCAAGUGGAGUGCAUCUGGGAAAGAUAUAACUGAGGGAGUGAUCCCUGGACAAGUGACCCUGAAUGAUGAUGGCACCUACACCACCACCAGCGUCCUGAAUACCUCCCGCUCUGGCAUCCCUAUUCAGUGCUCUGUGAGUCACCCCUCUUCUGGGGCCAAGACUGAACGGACCCUGGAAGAGUGCAUGUAGAAGGAAAUGCUUUCAGCUCAACACCUUCCUUCUUCCACUUCUCUUCCCCCUCAAAGCUCUCUGCAGCGUAUGACCUGCUCCCUGCUUUUGUUUCACCCUCAGUAAAGCUACGUUCACUCCUUA
Messenger RNA from Python bivittatus (Burmese python), 918 nucleotides. Its product is annotated as Ig heavy chain Mem5-like. The record is from RefSeq and is a predicted model, not a curated record. Gene Ontology annotation, molecular function: peptide antigen binding. Lineage: Eukaryota; Metazoa; Chordata; Lepidosauria; Squamata; Pythonidae.